GCUUUUGGUCAAGAGGAAGAGGGGGGAAUAAAUAGAUUUAAUUAAGAUAUUAUUCUACUACCAUAAGGAAAAGAAGGCUCUUUUCUCUUAAAGCUUAAUUUGUUAGGGAGAAGAGAGAGAGAGAGAGAGAGAGAGAGAGAGAGAGAGAUACCCUCUCAUGGGAAGCAACAGAAAUUGGUUUUGCCAUUAAUAGGUUGCUUUUGAGUUCUUGUGAAGGAGCUGAGAGAGGAAGUGCUUUUGGAGGAAGCACUUAUUAUUGCAUGGGGGAUAGAAGAGGGAAGUCAAAGCAGGGACAAGUGCAACAACAACAACAACAACAACAACAACAACAAGAACACCAAACACUCUUGGGGAUGAUCCAUCCCUCUUCUUCCAAUAAUAUUCAUGGCAACAUCAUGAGAAAGGAUUCAGGGGGUUACGAUUUCGCAGAGCUGGAUCAGGCCCUCUUUCUAUAUCUAGAUGGACAGGAACAAUCAGGAUCUCAAGAACAUCGGCAGACUUUGAAUAUAUUCCCUUCCCAGCCCAUGCACGUAGAACCAUCUAACUCAAAGGGUCCUAUCUCUUUGAUCCCAAACACUAGUAGUACUUCAAAGGGACCUUCAAACCAAUCCAUGGAACCAGGAAAACCUAGAACUGAGACAGGAAAAGGAACUAAGCCAACAGUGAAGAGAGAAGGAAACAAUGGGAAAGCCACAGUUUCUAAUUCAGACCAAGAAGGCCCCAAGACACCAGAUCCCAAGACAUUGAGAAGGUUAGCUCAGAAUAGAGAAGCAGCAAGAAAAAGUAGGCUUAGGAAAAAGGCCUACAUUCAACAACUAGAGUCAAGUAGGAUCAGACUAAGCCAGAUAGAACAAGAGCUUCAGAGAUCAAGAGCUCAGGGUGUUCUCUUUGGUGGUGGCGCCAGUGGAGGGCUCCUCGGCGAACAAGGACUCCCCACCAGCAUGGGGGGCCUCAGCUCAGAUGCCGCAAUGUUCGACCUCGAGUACGGACGAUGGCUUGAGGAGCACCACAAGAUAAUGUGUCAGCUCAGGGCGGCGCUAGAGGAGCACCUACCAGAGAACCAGCUGCGGAUGUUCGUCGAGAGCACGCUCUCGCACUACGAAGUGCUGAUGAACCUCAAGAGUAUCGUGGCCAAGUCCGACGUCUUCCACCUCUUCUCCGGCAUGUGGAAGACCCCCACGGAGCGGUGCUUCCUUUGGAUCGGCGAUUUCCGCCCCUCGGAGCUCAUCAAGAUUGUUCUAAGACACAUCGAACCGCUCAGCGAACAACAAUUCCUGGGGAUCUGCGGGCUUCAACAAUCGAUGCAGGAAUCCGAGGAAGCUCUCAACCAAGGCCUCGAAGCUCUCCACCACUCGCUUUCCGAAACCAUCAACUCCGACGUGUUGAGCAGCCCGUCGAACAUGGCCAACUACAUGGGGCAUAUGUCGGUCGCGAUCAACAAGCUCACCGCUCUCGAAGGCUUCGUUAGACAAGCAGAUAACCUUAGGCAACAGACCCUCCACAGGCUUCAGCAAAUCCUGACCACUCAACAAUCCGCGCGAUGCUUCUUGGAGAUCGCCGAGUACUUCCACCGACUCCGCGCCCUCAGCUCGCUCUGGAUCGCCCGCCCGCGGCAGGACGGACCGUUUGGUUAGAAACCCUAGCUAGAAAAACAUGCAUGCAUGCAGAAGUGAAGGGUGCAUGUCAUGAGUCAUGACAACAUAGAUCAGUAUGUUCUUCAAUGUGAGAAUGCAAAAGGGUUGGUCAUUUAGAAAAA
Ananas comosus (pineapple) is the source of this 1756-nucleotide messenger RNA. RefSeq names its product transcription factor HBP-1b(c38)-like. Lineage: Eukaryota; Viridiplantae; Streptophyta; Magnoliopsida; Poales; Bromeliaceae. Gene Ontology annotation, molecular function: DNA-binding transcription factor activity; sequence-specific DNA binding. The record is from RefSeq and is a predicted model, not a curated record. The transcript is spliced from 11 exons. Gene Ontology annotation, biological process: regulation of DNA-templated transcription; DNA-templated transcription. The coding region runs from base 261 to 1634 and encodes 457 amino acids.